UAAUCUUCACGAUGUCAAAGCCAGGAGAGGAGAAGGUCUCUGAAAUAUCUGAAAUAUCUCCCGCCUUAUUCCUGGAUACCAGUGGACAUUCAAUGCGCUUCUAUGUGAGACCCGGUCCAACUAAAACGCAGCUUUACCCUCUGAUAUCUAAUGGCGGAGGCAUUCUGUGUCGCAAUCAAGAGCCCGGAGCCAUUUUGCUGGUUGAUCCGGGUGACGUGACCAGUGCGAUGGCGAGCACUGGGCAGACGUACAUCUCUACGAAAUUCAUCCGAGAUUGUGCAGAGCAGAACCAGCAGUUGGACCAGGACGACUAUGUGAUCAGCGUGGGACCGUCUGUCCAGACGAGGAUGGCUGCCCGUCACCAUGGCACCGGGCGGCUGGGUUAUUCGGCUGAAGACGACGCCGCUAUUGUGAAGUUCAUGGAAAAGCGGCAGCAUGAAGCCAAAGGAAACCUGGUUUGGAAAGAAAUGGAGAAGCGGCAUGUGACCGACCACAGCUGGCAGUCCAUGAAGGAUCGGUUUCUAAGGCUCCUUCAGCACAAGCCCAUGGAGAAAAGCCCCUUUAAAAGAAAAGCUCUUCUUUUUACUCAAAGCCCCUUAUCGAAGAAGAAAGGGACUCAAACCUCAGAACCAGAGGCUGAUACUGAUACCUCACGAAAGUCACCUCGAAAGUCCGACGCUGUGUCGGAUUCAUCUGAAACGCAAAUCUCCACAGAGUGUCCAACUGUUAGGACCAUCCCUCCUCCUCCUCCUGAGAGAGCCAGUUCUCCCCCAGAGGCGGCCAGCGAGUCUCCACAUGACCGUCAGGACGAGUCUUGUGUCCCGGUCCAAGAGCAAGAAACUCCAGGGCCUGAAAUGUCCAAAAGUCCUAGAUUAGACGAAGAUCGUGAUGGACAAGACAUUCCAGAUGGAUCAAGUGAACAACCAUCUCUCAACAAAACAAAACAAACAACCUGUAAAACCUCCACAGCUGAUUCUAAGAAACUUGGGAUUCUUGCAAAAGCCGCAAGAGAAUUUGAGGACUCGGAUGUGAUGGAUGAAAGUGAAGAAGGGGAAGACCCAUGUGAAGCCCCGAUCGUCCAGCCCUCAGACGCACAUGAAGGUUCAGCGUCGCCUGCAACAUUUGCCAGGGAACCAGAGAGCCAAGCUGAGCACCACGAGGAAGCCCGGCAGGAUCCAGCAGCAGCUGAGGAAGAGGAGCGUCCCGGGCCCAGUUCCACAGCGUUCAACGCCCACGCAUUCAUGUUCGACUCCGAGUCACGGGAACCAAACCACAGCCAGGCCGGAGGAACGCCAGAGGAAACCCUCUCCCGGCUCCUGGUGGACGUCAAGGCGCAGGUCAAGAGCUUGAUGAGAGAGAGUAAGAAAGACCUGGUUGAGGUGACCAAGGCGCUGUUGAAAGCCAACGGUGACUUUGCACGUGCUCGGGUGUAUCUGAUCGACGGGUACGAGCAGGAGAUUCACGGCCCGCUCUGGAAUCAUCUGGAUGACGAGGUCCUCCUGUUGGCUGAUUCGUAUGAACUUGAGCAGCUUCAGUCGAAGUUCGGAGAGGAGGAAGUGAGCAGGAGAAGAGCCUUCCUCACGGCUGGCAAAAACUGAGAGGAUUUGCUGUGGCUUGG
Messenger RNA from Rhinichthys klamathensis goyatoka, 1618 nucleotides. RefSeq names its product telomeric repeat binding factor 2, interacting protein (gene terf2ip). Gene Ontology annotation, cellular component: shelterin complex. NCBI's taxonomy places the organism in Eukaryota, Metazoa, Chordata, Actinopteri, Cypriniformes, Leuciscidae. Gene Ontology annotation, biological process: regulation of DNA-templated transcription; telomere maintenance via telomere lengthening. Gene Ontology annotation, molecular function: telomeric repeat DNA binding. The record is from RefSeq and is a predicted model, not a curated record. The coding region runs from base 12 to 1598 and encodes 528 amino acids. The transcript is spliced from 3 exons.